Lactuca saligna is the source of this 1014-nucleotide messenger RNA. The record is from the annotation of a GenBank genome assembly. NCBI's taxonomy places the organism in Eukaryota, Viridiplantae, Streptophyta, Magnoliopsida, Asterales, Asteraceae.
AUGCAUGAAAAUGAGCUUGCUGGCCCCAUUCCUAGUGAACUUGGGAAAUUGAAGUAUCUCACGGACUUUCAUGUGAACAACAAUCAAAUUACUGGUUCUCUUCCUCCAGAAUUUGGAAAUUUAACUCAACUACGAAGACUUAAUCUGUUUUCAAAUCAUUUGGUUGGUGAGAUCCCAAAGGAGUUUGGGAAGAUGAUACUUAUGUUGGAAUUGUACUUAUCUGGCAACCAACUUUCAGGUGGUAUACCUCUAGAGCUUGGAUUUUGUGAAGUCCUUGAAGUACUCGAUCUAUCCAAAAAUAGAUUGAAUGGGACAAUUCCAAGAAGUAUAGAUCAAUGGGCACACCUCCACUGCUUGAAUCUUAGUAAUAACAAGCUCAUUGAGAAAAUUCCAUCCGAGAUUGGCAAAUUAGUUCAUCUUACGGAACUUGAUUUAUCUCAUAAUUUUCUCAUGAAAGAGAUACCAUCUGAAGUUCAAAGUUUGCAGAGUUUGCAAAAAUUGGAUCUUUCUCACAAUAGACUAUCUGGUUCCAUUCAUGACACUUUUACAAGUUUGCCUAACGGUAUUGAUAUCAACCUUUGUUUCAAUAAGCUGUCCGGUCUAGUCCCCCCUUACGCCAACUUUGUGAAUGCGUCCAUUGAAAGCAAUCCAAAUUUGUGUGGGAAUAAUACUGGACUGAAACUUUGUCCAAGUCAGAUUAUGAAGAAGAAAAAUGAUCCCUUUCAUCACAAGCUCAUCCUUGUAAUUACACUCCCCCUUGUUUGGACUGUUUUAGUUGGUGUAUUCAUGUAUGGCCUCAUUGCUUAUCAACAACAACAGAAAAAGUCUCCACAAAAACCACCGGACAAACAAAGUGGUGAUUAUUUCUCUGUCACAAGUUUUGAUGGAAAACUGGUGUAUGCUGAAUUCUUGAAAGCAACAACUGAUUUCGAUGAAGCAUACUCCAUUGGGACGGGAGGAUAUGGGACUGUGUACAAAGCUGAGCUACAACCUAACAAUGUGGUAGCUGUCUAA